CGACAAAACUUAGAGCUAAUCACCCUCUAAAUUCCAAGCUAGCACCACCAUUCCUUUUCUUUCUCUCUCACCUUAGCUAUGGCCAACAAAUCUGUACCCCAAAUAAAGUGAAUUGAAACGUUGCCCACUUUCUAUUAUACUAUUAAUAUGUAAAAUAAACCACUAUACUAGAACUCUACUACUUGCAACUUUCUCUCUUAGCUACUUUCUCUGUUUUUUUGCUUUCUUGCUCUCUUUUCACCUCAUUUUUUUCUUUGUUCUAUCCAUAUAAUGUAAUUGCACACAAAAAAAGAACAUUUUCUUGAAUCUUUAUUGUAAAAACAUCUGAAAGUUUCAAUCUUUACUUACUUUGAACUUCAAUGGCUUCUUCUACUUGGUCUUUCUUAAUUACCCUUAUCUGCAUUUUCUUGUUUAUGGGGUUAAGUUAUGCUGGAGAUCCAUUUAAGUUUUUUAACUUUGAGGUCUCUUAUAUCGAUGCUUCUCCACUUGGGGUGUCUCAACAGGUUAUUGCUAUUAAUGGAAAGUUUCCUGGACCAACUCUGAAUGUAACUACUAAUGACAAUGUUGUUGUUAAUGUGAGGAACAAAUUAGAUGAAGAGCUUCUCUUACAUUGGUCUGGGGUUCAGCAGAAGAGGAGUACCUGGCAAGAUGGUUUACCAGGAACAAACUGUCCUAUUCCUCCAAAGUGGAACUGGACUUACCAAUUUCAGGUCAAGGACCAAAUUGGUAGUUUCUUUUAUUUCCCUUCUCUGCAUUUUCAGAGAGCAUCAGGUGGUUUUGGUGGAAUUACUAUUAAUAACAGGGAGGAAAUCCCAAUUCCUUUUGAUUUUCCAUAUGGUGAUAUAACUAUUAUGAUUGGUGAUUGGUACACAAGAAAUCACACGUCUUUGAGGAGCACUCUUCUUGCUGGCAAAGAUCUAGGAAAACCAGAUGGUGUUUUAAUUAAUGGGAAAGGUCCUUACAGAUAUAACGAUACUAUUGUGCCUGAUGGCAUUGACUAUGAAACAAUCACUGUCCAUCCAGGCAAAACCUAUCGAAUUCGUGUAAGCAAUGUAGGAAUAUCAACCAGCUUGAACUUCAGAAUUCAGAAUCAUAACUUACUUUUGGCAGAAGCAGAGGGAUCAUACACUGUGCAGCAAAAUUAUACUAGCUUAGAUAUACAUGUUGGACAAACUUACUCUUUUUUGGUAUCCAUGGAUCAGAAUGCAAGUUCUGAUUACUAUAUUGUGGCGAGUGCCAGAUUUGUGAACCAAUCACAAUGGCAAAGAGUCACUGGUGUAGGCAUUUUGAAAUACACAAACUCGAAAGGAAAGGCACACGGCCCCCUUCCUGAACCACCACAAGAUGAAUUCGACAAAACUUUUUCCAUGAACCAGGCGAGAUCUAUCAGGUGGAAUGUAACUGCCAGCGGAGCUCGUCCUAAUCCUCAAGGUUCUUUCAGAUAUGGCUCAAUUAAUGUGACAGAGAUAUACGUGGUCCAAAAUACGCCACCAAAGGUGGUAGAUGGAAAAAGGAGAACAACACUUAAUGGGAUUUCAUUUGUUAAUCCUAAAACACCAAUCAGACUUGCUGACCAGUACAAAUUAAAGGGUGUAUAUAAGCUAGAUUUCCCUACGGCACCACUAACCGGACCUCCUAAGAUGGAAACCUCUAUUAUCAAUGGUACCUACAGGGGAUUUAUGGAAGUGAUAUUUCAAAACAAUGAUACUAAAAUGCACACAUACCAUAUGAGUGGGUAUGCCUUUUUCGUGGUCGGGAUGGAUUUUGGCGUGUGGUCAAAUAAUAGUAGGGGUACUUACAACAAGUGGGAUGGAAUAGCUCGUACCACAACACAGGUUUUCCCCGGGGCAUGGACAGCAAUCUUGGUCUCCCUUGACAAUGUUGGAGUUUGGAACCUGAGGACAGAAAACCUGGACUCGUGGUUUCUAGGACAAGAAACAUACAUCAGGGUUGUUAACUCCGAGCCUACUAACAAGACAGAGUUGCCAAUGCCAGACAAUGCUCUCUUCUGUGGUCAACUUGGCAAACUACAAAAGCCACAAGAUAUAUCAUAUGCAACAUCCAUGAGAGGCAACGAGUCGAAAUUCUCCUUCAUGAUUAUCAUGCUAGUAUCCGCGAUACUCGUUGUGUUCCAUUAGAAACCUUGCUUUGUUUUUGUGUUAAAAAAAAUGCGGGAGCCUGGCUUUGUGAGGUCUGUCUGUUGAUUUAAUUUGUAAGAUGUAGGUUGUUUUAGUUGUAGUUAUGUUGAUAUCAAGAAGAAGAAGAAGGAAGGCCAUUAUUAUUAUUAAUUGUUUUUGACUUGUAAUUUUCAUUUAUUAUUUCCGGUUGUGUUAAAAAUGCUCCCCCGGAUAUGCUUUGUUUAAUUUAUUGAUAAUUCUACACAUUCUUUCUAUUAUAUAUAUAUGUAAUGGCUACUAUUCAUUCA
Messenger RNA from Solanum pennellii, 2425 nucleotides. Its product is annotated as monocopper oxidase-like protein SKU5. The record is from RefSeq and is a predicted model, not a curated record. Gene Ontology annotation, cellular component: plasma membrane. Gene Ontology annotation, molecular function: oxidoreductase activity; copper ion binding. Lineage: Eukaryota; Viridiplantae; Streptophyta; Magnoliopsida; Solanales; Solanaceae. The transcript has 9 exons. Bases 360 to 2138 code for a protein of 592 amino acids.